CGUAUUUUGGUGACGAAGCACGUUCUAACUAGUGGGAAACCGAGUACGUUUCGGAAUCGGAUUUACUGCAAAAAUUCGAAAUGAUGGACUACGACAAUGGCGCAGCUAAUGCUCCCGUUAGCGGAAACCGGAAUGAAAAAUCUAAACGGUCGAAGCAUACUAAGAAAAGUUUGGCUAAAGAGUUGGCAACUGAAAAAGCAAGAACCAAUGAACUAAUGGAAAGGCUUUUAAAAUUGGAGGAAGAGAAUAAAUCGUUGCGUAAUAUUCGACAGAACAAUCAGCAAACGGAUGAUGAAGUAUAUGCAAGUAGCGUGGAGUUCAACAAGGAGCCCGGAGCUUCAAGCACUCAGCGUGCCGAACUUUUACCAUCGGGAAUAGGACAUACUUCUUCAGUAGCGGUCCCGGAAGAAACAAGGUUUGCUUCUUCCAUCAACCAGCUGGCCCUGUCUACAAUUGCUAUACCUGAGUGUAAAUCUCUCACGGAGGGUGAAGAAAUUGACAGGCAGACGUUCGACUUGUGGCUGGAAAUGUUAAAUAACUGUAUGCACUUGGCCGGAAUAGCGGAUGAAACAACCCAAUUCACUGUCAUGAAGGUUAAAGCAGGACCUCGACUUUUACAAAUAUAUAAGAACACACGAUCGGAUGAAAGUGCACCGGAUUAUUCCCUACAACCUUUUUCAAACGCGGUUCAUAGACUGAAGGCAUAUUUUGGUUCAAUGUCGGACGUUAUGCUACAACGACGUAAACUAUCGGCCAUGGUCCAAAAAUCGGAAGAGUCAGAUCUUGCCUUUGUGAAUAGAGUGGCAACCACUGCCCGACUGUGUGACUUUGAAGGUAGUAAGGAGUUCGAGGAAAUUAUACGAGCAGUAGCUGAACAUGCUACCUACAAACAAGUAAGAGUAGCAGCUUUGAAAAUACAGAAUAGGGGUGGAACUUAUACACAGCUGAUAGACAAAGUUCGAGAAAUACAGUCAAUUAGAUUGAAUGAGGAAAUAUUUGCGGCCUCCCAUAGGAACACAGAAUCAGCUGUGAUAGCUCCUGUAAGAGCAGGUUCCUCUACAGAGCCUCGCAGACACUUCGAACAAACAAGACAACGAGUUGAUAACCAUCAACUUCGCAACAAUCGUUCUAGACCCUAUUUUGUGGGACACAAACAAAACGAAGAGCGAUUUAAUCCAAGAGACCAUUUUCAACAAUUUGUACGGCCAAGACAAACAAACUUCGGUAGUGCCAGACGUCUUCAACCAAACGGAGGACAACGAUGGAAGACAAAUAAUAACCUGAGUCGCCCACAACCGGACUCAAAUUUCUCGCGUGAAGACUGGAGGUGUAGAAAUUGUAACAGCCCAUUCCACGAUGCUGUUAAAUGCCCGAAUACCAACCUGAAUUGUUGGAAUUGUGACAAGGUGGGUCAUAUACAGAGAGCUUGUCCUUUCCCGUUACGUAGUAAUUACGGAAGUCGUCAAUCUCCGCGAGCCCCGGAGGCUAAACCAAAUUUGGUGGCCAUAGUGGAUGCAGAAACAGAAAUUGUCAAAUCUGACGAUCAAAUAUCGAAUGGCCCAGAAAAUAUGUUUGGCAGUAUGGACCCGUUGGUACUGGCUACGAUCGGUAUUCUGGCGGACGAUGGAAUGGUUUCGGCUAAGGUAGCGGGCCUUUCUUGUAAUUUUCUUGUGGACUCGGGCGCUCAGGGUAAGAACGACAUAAGAUUGGUGAUAGACCUUCGAGGCCCCAAUCGAUACAUCCACAGGACACCAUUUUCUAUGCCAACGAUGGAAUCGAUACUUUCCGACCUGAAAGGCGCAAACUUGUUCUCAACGAUAGACCUUUCGAAUGCGUACUUUCAUGUGGAACUGGACGAAUCUUCCCGACACUUGACUAACUUCUUCACGGAAUUCGGCAUGUUCCGUUAUGUCCGCUUGCCAUUUGGGCUUUGCAACGCCCCGGACCUGUUCCAAGAAAUAUUACAGAGACAGAUUCUUGGUGGCUGUGAGGGUUUCAGAAAUUAUCUGGACGAUCUGAUCAUCUACGGCUCAACGAAAGAAGAACAUGACACUCGGUUAUCAGCUAUUUUGGCAAGGUUGCAGCAACAUAACGUGAAACUCAACAAUUCGAAGGUAGCCGGGGACGAAAAUAUUGCCGAUACGUUGUCUCGUUUGAUUGAAGGAUCACAAACGGCCAUACCAUUUGAUGAAGAUGACGAGGCCCACCUUCUUUACUCGCUAGACGCUGGAAUCAUGCAAUUAACAUGGGAGGACAUUGAAAAAGCUUCGGAAUCAGAUGCCGAAAUGCAUAGAAUCCAUCAAGCUCUGCGUACAAAUAAUUGGCCGAAAGAUCUAAGGAAGUUCGAAGCUCAGAAAAAGGCCUUGUAUGCUCUGGGCUUCUUACUUUUCAAAGGGGAUAGAGCAGUUUUGCCCCAAGUACUUCGAAGCAAAGCUUUGGCAUAUGCGCAUGGAGGCCAUGUGGGGGAAACAGCAAUGAAAAGGAUAAUGCGCGAGUAUUUUUGGUGGCCUGGUAUGUCACUGGACACAAUACGCUUCGUGAAGGACUGCGAGACCUGUGCGGUGUUAUCGAAAAGAAAUCGUCCCUUGCCAUUAUCUCCUAGGGAAAUGCCGGAAGGUCCUUGGGAAAUCGUGCAAAUCGAUUUCCUUGCGAUACCAGGAUGCGGUUCAGGAGAGUUCCUGAUUGCGGUUGAUACACACUCUCGUUACUUGUCAGUUAUAGAAAUGAAACACACCGACGCUGCUAGCACUAAUGCGGCUCUGUGCGAAAUAUUUAAACUGUGGGGCUGUCCUCUGAUCCUACAGAGCGAUAAUGGGCCACCAUUUCAAGGUUCUUCAUUCAUUGACUUUUGGGAGGCCAGAGGCGUACGCGUACGAAAAUCUAUACCCCUAAAUCCGCAAACGAAUGGACUUGUCGAAAGACAAAACCAGGGGUUGAUAAAAGCUCUGGCGGCUUCGAAAAUAGAUGGUACUAACUGGAGACAAGCGCUUCAAGAAUAUGUCCACAAGCACAACACUUUAGUGCCACACUCACGUCUCGGAGUCACCCCAUUCGAGCUGAUGGUGGGGUGGAAGUUUCGCGGCACGUUCCCAAGUUUAUGGAGCCACGAUGAUGGAGCGGUGAUUGAUAUCGAGGAAAUCCGCGAACGCGAUGCUGAAGCUAAAUUACGGGACAAGAAGUAUGCAGAUUCUGCUCGCGGUGCUGCAGAAUCAAAUAUUAGAGCUGGCGAUACGGUCCUAAUGGCUCAACCACGAAAAUCAAAAUUAGAUCCAACUUUCUCUAAAGAACGCUUCAAAGUAUUAGCACGAAACGGAGCAAAGGUCGUAAUUGCGAGUCAAGGUGGCAUCCAAUAUUGUCGCAAAGUUGAUGACGUGAAAAGAGCAUCAAUUACAGAUCCAGAGAUAAUAGAUGCGAGUAUGGAACACUUAGAUGAUACAGAAUCAGGUUUCACAGGAUUACAAGAGCAUCAAGACAUAAAUGCAGCAAAAGAUAAACUGGUCACGAGACGGCAGCAAGGGUGCGAAAUAAAACGUCCUUCAAGAUUUGAUGACAAUUUUGUUUACUGCGUAUACAAUUAGAGUAGAGCAGCAGGCGAAUGUGGUA
Messenger RNA from Uranotaenia lowii, 3603 nucleotides. RefSeq lists its product as uncharacterized. The coding region runs from base 81 to 3578 and encodes 1165 amino acids. NCBI's taxonomy places the organism in Eukaryota, Metazoa, Arthropoda, Insecta, Diptera, Culicidae. The record is from RefSeq and is a predicted model, not a curated record. Gene Ontology annotation, molecular function: zinc ion binding; nucleic acid binding. Gene Ontology annotation, biological process: DNA integration. The transcript is spliced from 6 exons.